AUGGCUUGCAGCUUGAAGAAUUCGCACGUUCGCACCAAAAUGUCCAACUACAACUACUGCACCAUCAUCGAUAACCCCGACUUCCUGCCCGCCACCUGGGCUGAGAAGAUCGACCGUGCUUGCCGUGAUGGAGAUAAGGAAACCGUGAUCAACCUUCUGACGAGCAUCUCGAACGCUCAGCGUCAGCAGAUCCGUGGACCGUACAAGCUGAAGUACGGAAAGGAGCUCGAUGAGGCUCUCGACAAGAAAUUCAGCGGAGAUCUGGAAUCGGCCAUCCUGGCCCUCGUCGACACCCCGCUCGAGUAUGACCUCAAGCAGCUGAAGAAGGCGAUGAAGGGACUCGGAACUGAUGAGGCCGUGCUCAUCGAAAUCUUGUGCUCGCGUACCCCUGACCAGCUGCGCGCUAUCCGCGCCGGAUAUGAGCGUCAGUACGGAAAGCAACUCGAGAAGGACGUUGCUGGCGAGACCUCGGGCGAAUUCCGCGAUCUCCUGGUCGCUCUCGUUACCGGAUCCAAGGAUCCGUCCCACGAUACCAAUGAUGUUCAGGCCAAGGAUGAUGCCGUCCGUCUCUUCGCUGACGGCAAGGGCAAAUUCGCUGGCACAAAGGACCAGCCGUCGCACUUCUUGAAGAUCCUCGCCACCCAGAACCAGUACCAGCUGCGCAAGGUGUUCGCCGAGUUCGAGAAGCUGUCGGGAGCCACUAUUGAGAAGGCCAUUGAGAAGGAGUUCUCUGGCGACUUGAAGAACGGCUACCUGACGAUUGCUCGCGCUUCUUCGAACAAGCAGAGCUUCUUCGCCACCCAGCUUUACAACGCCAUGAAGGGAUUGGGAACCCGUGACAACGAUUUGAUCCGUGUGAUCGUCACUCGUUCGGAAGUUGACCUGAAGGUCAUCAAGGACGAGUACCAGCGCCUUUACAACAAGACCCUUGAGGACCACAUCAAGGGAGAUACCUCCGGUGCCUACCGUGACUGCCUCCUCAAGAUCUGCCAGGGCAACUAU
This is a messenger RNA of Mesorhabditis spiculigera, 1002 nucleotides long. Lineage: Eukaryota; Metazoa; Nematoda; Chromadorea; Rhabditida; Rhabditidae. The record is from the annotation of a GenBank genome assembly.